AUGUCAAAUCAAGUAAAUUUACAAUUAAGCAACUUGACCAAUGAUUUGAACAAUUAUCCAAUGAUUUUCAUUUCUGGUUCACAUAAUUUAUCUCACAGCUAAAUUAAUAAUAUGAGAACAAAUCUUGAUAAAAAGAUUAAUUACAUUAUAUCUGCAACUUCUACAACUCUUUAAGUCACUAGAUUGGUCUCAUAAACAUUCCAAAUGACAUUAUUAAAUCUUGAAUCUUCAAAAUUAUUCUUAAACGAUUCUACAAUAAAAGAUUCUGAAAAUAGCCUUCUAAAUGCAAUUGGAGUUCAAAGUUAAAAUACAGUUAUAGAGAUACAUAAUACUAUCUUUAGUAAUUUAAUAAAUUCUGAUAUUAAGGACUCAACAUUUGAUGGAAAUUAAGCGGUAACUGUUGCUGGUUCUAUUAACUACUAUUGCUCACCUGAUUCUGAUAAAUAGAGUAAUAUUUUUAAGUCUAACUAUGCCAAAUAUGGAGAAAACUAUGCCUCUUAUGGAUAUGAACUAAAAAUCAUUAGUAAAUAACAAAACUUAGACCUGCAGAACCUUGUUAGUGGCUAAAACUUCCCUUCUGACUUAUUAGUGGGAAUAUAUGAUUAAAAUGGUCAACUAAUUACAAUUGAUAAUGAUAGUGAGGCUACUUUAUUUUCGGAAGAUAUUUCAUUGUAGAUAUCAGGAAAAUGCAUUACAGGGGAAGUAUUACAAAACAAUAAAUGCAUUUUAUGUUUAAAGGGCACUUUUUCUUUGGAUGCUUCAAAAACACAGUGUUAAAGAUGCUUGGACUCAACAACAUGCAAUGGAGGUUCAGAGAUAAAUCUUGAUCAAGGUGUCUGGAGAAGCUCCACUAAUUCAACUCGACUUUAUAAAUGCUCUAACAUUGAUGCAUGCCCGUAAAAUGAUCAUAUUUAUUCAUUAUUUGUAGAGGAGGGUUUGAAUCAAAAUGCAGCAUAGGCUAUAAAGGAAAGCUGUGCUCUUAAUGUGCUGGAAUAGUAAAUGGGACAAUAUAUGCAAGGACAAGUCCUAUAAUUUGCUCUGAAUGCUAACCAAUUCAUAUCCAAGUUCUCUCUUUAAUUGUUCAAUUUUAAGUACUCCAAAGAGAAACAAGCCUCAAACUGUGCUAUUGAGAAUUUUAACAAAUUACUUCUAGAUUAUUAUGCUUGCAAAAGACUUUGA
This is a messenger RNA of Stylonychia lemnae, 1179 nucleotides long. The record is from the annotation of a GenBank genome assembly. NCBI's taxonomy places the organism in Eukaryota, Ciliophora, Spirotrichea, Sporadotrichida, Oxytrichidae.